Molecule: messenger RNA, 468 nt
Organism: Ostreobium quekettii
Lineage: Eukaryota; Viridiplantae; Chlorophyta; Ulvophyceae; Bryopsidales; Ostreobiaceae
Source: the annotation of a GenBank genome assembly
AUGGCGAUCCUGGACGGCGACCCUGGAGUGGGCGUACGGCGCCCCACGGAUGCGCUGCUGCGGGAGAAUCCACUCUUCAGGCAGCUCUGGGCAUGCGUCGUCAAUGCACUCCAGUCGCCAGGUGGCUACAGCGCAAACGCGGUCGGACUGAUGGCGGUCGCGACGGCGCCUGCCGCGUGUCUCCCUGGAGGAAGCCUGGCCGCAUCUCUGUUCCUGUGUGAACCAAAAGGCGCCUUGCGUGCGAUUUUUGUGCGUUUCGGCCUGUCGGCGAUGGACCAUGCGAGCGAGGAUUGGAGAUGCCGCCCUGCGCGCUGUGGGCCGUCUGGUGUUCUUUCAUUGUGGAUGUGCGCCGGAUCCACUGUCCUCCAAGGACGUUGCAAGCAACGUGAUGGUCGAGAACUUCCACUGGGUGGUCUCAGACACAAGGAAAGUCGCACCCUUUCCCUGAUGACGUGGGAUGAAGGUUAG